CCUUCGUUCGGGUCCCGGCUCGGUUCGGAAGUCGUGCGCGCCCGCGGACACCGCGCGCAGGGCUAGCCAGCGCCACACCUGUGGAGCCGGCGGCCGUCGCGGGUGCCGGCCGGGGUCCCGCCGCGUGCGUGCUCGGGGCUGCGGGCCGCCGGGGCCCCCGGGGAGGCGCGCCCCCCGGCUGGGUGCCGCAGACACCAUGGGUCUGCCCGCGCUCGAAUUCAGCGACUGCUGCCUCGACAGCCCGCACUUCCGAGAGACGCUCAAGUCACACGAAGCGGAGCUGGAUAAGACCAACAAAUUCAUCAAGGAGCUCAUCAAGGACGGGAAGUCACUCGUCAGCGCGCUCAAGAAUUUGUCUUCAGCGAAGCGGAAAUUUGCAGAUUCCUUAAAUGAAUUUAAGUUUCAGUGCAUAGGAGAUGCAGAAACAGAUGAUGAAAUGUGCAUAGCAAGGUCUUUGCAGGAAUUUGCCACUGUCCUCAGGAAUCUUGAAGAUGAACGGAUACGGAUGAUUGAGAAUGCCAGCGAAGUGCUCAUCACUCCCUUGGAGAAAUUUCGAAAGGAGCAGAUUGGCGCUGCCAAGGAAGCCAAAAAGAAGUAUGACAAGGAGACAGAGAAGUAUUGUGGCAUCUUAGAAAAACACUUGAAUUUGUCUUCCAAAAAGAAAGAAUCUCAGCUUCAGGAGGCAGACAGCCAAGUGGACCUGGUCCGGCAGCAUUUCUAUGAAGUAUCCCUGGAGUAUGUCUUCAAGGUGCAAGAAGUCCAAGAGAGAAAGAUGUUUGAGUUCGUGGAGCCUCUACUGGCAUUCCUACAAGGACUCUUCACUUUCUAUCACCAUGGUUAUGAACUGGCCAAGGACUUCAACGACUUCAAGACGCAGUUGACUAUCAGCAUACAGAACACAAGAAAUCGCUUUGAAGGCACCAGGUCAGAAGUGGAAUCCCUGAUGAAGAAGAUGAAAGAGAAUCCCCUCGAGCACAAGACCAUCAGUCCCUACACCAUGGAAGGGUACCUCUACGUCCAGGAGAAACGUCAUUUUGGAACUUCCUGGGUGAAGCACUACUGUACAUAUCAACGGGAUUCCAAACAAAUCACCAUGGUACCAUUUGACCAAAAGUCAGGAGGAAAGGGGGGAGAAGAUGAAUCAGUCACCCUCAAAUCCUGCACACGGCGGAAAACAGACUCUAUUGAGAAGCGGUUUUGCUUUGAUGUGGAAGCAGUAGACAGGCCCGGAGUUAUCACCAUGCAGGCAUUGUCUGAAGAGGACCGGAGGCUCUGGAUGGAAGCCAUGGAUGGAAGGGAACCUGUCUACAACUCGAACAAAGACAGCCAGAGCGAAGGGACUGCACAGUUGGACAGCAUUGGCUUCAGCAUCAUCAGGAAAUGCAUCCACGCUGUGGAAACCAGAGGGAUCAAUGAGCAAGGGCUCUACCGAAUCGUGGGGGUCAAUUCCAGAGUGCAGAAGCUGCUGAGUAUCCUGAUGGACCCCAAAACAGCUUCUGAAACAGAAACGGAUAUCUGUGCCGAGUGGGAGAUAAAGACCAUCACGAGUGCUUUGAAAACCUACCUAAGAAUGCUUCCAGGACCACUCAUGAUGUACCAGUUUCAAAGAAGUUUCAUCAAAGCAGCAAAGCUGGAGAACCAGGAGUCGCGGGUCUCUGAAAUCCACAGCCUUGUUCAUCGGCUCCCAGAGAAAAAUAGGCAGAUGUUACAGCUGCUCAUGAACCACUUGGCAAACGUUGCUAACAACCACAAGCAGAAUUUGAUGACGGUGGCAAACCUUGGCGUGGUGUUCGGACCCACCCUGCUGCGUCCUCAGGAAGAAACGGUAGCAGCCAUCAUGGAUAUCAAGUUUCAGAACAUUGUCAUUGAGAUCCUAAUAGAAAAUCAUGAAAAGAUAUUUAACACCGUGCCUGACGCGCCCCUCACCAAUGCCCAGCUGCACCUGUCUCGGAAGAAGAGCAGUGACUCCAAGCCCCCAUCCUGCAGCGAGAGGCCCCUGACGCUCUUCCACACCAUGCAGUCACCAGAGAAACAGGAACAGAGAAACAGCCUCAUCGACUCCAGUUUGGAAUCUGUCAUCUCAUCAAAUGCAAACAGCAUCCUUAAUUCUAGCAGCAGCUUACAGCCCAACAUGAACUCCAGUGACCCAGACCUGGAUGUGCUCAAACCCACCCGGCCCAACUCACUCCCCCCGAAUCCAAGCCCAACUUCACCCCUCUCGCCAUCUUGGCCCAUGUUUUCGGCGCCAUCCAGCCCUAUGCCCACCUCAUCCACGUCCAGCGACUCAUCCCCCAUCAGGUCUGUUGCAGGGUUUGUUUGCUUUUCUGUUGCUGCUGUUGUUCUCUCAUUGGCUUGGUCCUCUCUUCAUGCAGUGUUCAGCCUUCUCGUCAACUUUGUUCCCUGCCAUCCAAACCUGCACUUGCUUUUUGACAGGCCAGAAGAAGCAGUUCAUGAAGACUCCAGCACACCGUUCCGGAAGGCAAAAGCCUUAUAUGCCUGCAAAGCGGAACACGACUCAGAGCUGUCAUUCACGGCAGGGACGGUCUUCGAUAAUGUGCAUCCAUCUCAGGAGCCUGGCUGGUUGGAGGGGACUCUGAAUGGAAAGACGGGCCUCAUCCCCGAGAACUACGUGGAGUUCCUCUAACCGUGGGCCCUGGCAGAACUGCUGAGCUUUUCAUGGUGUCCAUGACAACUGCUGAUUCCAGUGUUGUGGGCCAUUGCUCUCCGCCGCUGAGAAGUGCAGGGUGACUGUCUCUGCUGCUACCUGUCAACACGAAUGUUUCUGUGAACUCUGGUGUCACCCAUCCCCAUGAUCAUCUCAGCUGACGUGCGGUGAUACUGCAAGAAACAGAAGUAAAUCAGCGGAGGAGGCCAUUUGAUUUUGAUAACAAGAAAGGCUUACAAAGCCAUUUCUCUAAUUUAGCACCCUACGUGGGGCGUGCUCAUUUUGUUUCAGUAGUCAUCCAAACCCCAACCUUCUGAAAAAGGAAGUAAGUGAGAUAUAAGCAGUCCCCAGGAGCUUGCAGGAUAGCUGGCUCUGAUAGGGCUGGGCAGUGGCCUGAGAUCCAGUCUGGAUCUACAGCUAUUGUUUACAGUAGACACUCUCUCUACCCCCACCUCUAAAUACUUGAGACCUGCCAGUGCUAUAGGCGGCUGGGUCUGUUUGUUUGCAUGCAGGAUGGAGAAGGGUUAUGGCGCUGUUUACAUAAGAUCCAAUCUCUCACCAUCUCUCAAGCAGCCACUGGCCCAGCACUGGCAGAAUUCUGUCCAGUCCUCUCACGCAGGGGAGCACCCCCCCCGCCACGGCCCCCCUCUCAAGCUAGGAACUUCUCUGCCACCGAGGGCCGCCAUUGCCUCGUAACCACGGCAACCCAACCUACUCUAAAACCAAACCAAAAAAUAACACACUCUUUGCAUGACGUAUGUUUUUCUCCCUGCUUUUUGGCCGUUUUUUGAAUGGUUUUCCAAGAACCUGAAGCCGAAGAUCAAGGUCUACUUGGGGGCAGAUAGAAUAGCAGCUGGGAACUGCUCCCUUUCUGAUGAAUUUCAGCAGCACCAGGAUAUAUUUGGAACAAACUCUAGUAACCUCUUGAGAUUAAAUUACAUACAGGCUUAAUAUUUCUGUUCUCCCAUGCAACUAAUGUCUGCUUUCUGGAGGGCAACAUGCUGCCUCCCAAAGGGGAAUACCCUCCCUCUGACUCAUUCCCUCCCAUUCACCUGUCCCUUUCCCUGUCCUUGCCUGCCUGUAGCCCUUCCCUGACUAGCCCCCUGGCAGUG
Messenger RNA from Kogia breviceps (pygmy sperm whale), 3777 nucleotides. RefSeq names its product Rho GTPase activating protein 26 (gene ARHGAP26). Gene Ontology annotation, biological process: signal transduction. NCBI's taxonomy places the organism in Eukaryota, Metazoa, Chordata, Mammalia, Artiodactyla, Physeteridae. Gene Ontology annotation, molecular function: protein binding; GTPase activator activity. Gene Ontology annotation, cellular component: cytoplasm. The record is from RefSeq and is a predicted model, not a curated record.